Esox lucius (northern pike) is the source of this 2169-nucleotide messenger RNA. Its product is annotated as visual system homeobox 2. NCBI's taxonomy places the organism in Eukaryota, Metazoa, Chordata, Actinopteri, Esociformes, Esocidae. The transcript has 5 exons. Gene Ontology annotation, molecular function: sequence-specific double-stranded DNA binding; DNA-binding transcription factor activity, RNA polymerase II-specific. The record is from RefSeq and is a predicted model, not a curated record. Gene Ontology annotation, biological process: regulation of transcription by RNA polymerase II. The coding region runs from base 175 to 1374 and encodes 399 amino acids. Gene Ontology annotation, cellular component: nucleus.
CUGGUGAUUGGCUGAGGAUAAAUUACCGGUGGAGCGAAGAACCUGUUGGAUAAAAGGGAAUUAUGUGGUGGGAGGAAAAGCAGAGCACGAGCACGCUGGUGAUUGCGCAAGGGACUGGCUCGUGCAGGGCGGGAACACCAAUCAGGGAAUAUCAUCAGAGAUCUACCAGCUGACAUGACUGGCAAGGAAGGGACGGUUCUUUCAGACUCUUCGAAUAAACAAAAACUGUCUUCACCGGUAAACCUUGUGGGACCCCAGCACCAACUGUCGAAAAUGGGUUCGACAACGACGCACCGAUGCACGGGAUUUGGAAUCCAGGAGAUUCUGGGCCUGAACAAGGAGCCGUCGGCGGCCCCGCGGCGCCCGUUGGAAUCCAUGCCCUCCAGGGCUCACUUUUUGGCGACUAGGUCACCACUUGGCCCCGCUGGAGUCGGGGUUGGGAUGGGAAUUAUUGGUCCGGGAGGGAUUCAUUCGUUUUACAGCCAGCCUGCAUUUCUGGAGGUGUUGCAAGAGGCUCAAAGCGUUCACCUUCAGCCGCUCAGCGGGGCCAUGGGACAGGUGGAUCCACACCACUCCGCAAGCUGCUCUGAUUCAGAUGAUGUGUCAUCCAGUGAAACAAAAUUCUCCAAAUCGUCGAUGAGCCAGAACAAGAAACGAAAGAAGAGACGACACAGGACCAUCUUCACCUCUUACCAGCUGGAGGAGCUGGAAAAGGCAUUCAACGAGGCCCACUACCCUGAUGUCUAUGCCAGAGAGAUGCUCUCUAUGAAAACAGAGUUACCAGAGGACAGGAUACAGGUCUGGUUCCAGAACCGCCGGGCCAAGUGGAGGAAGAGGGAGAAGUGCUGGGGCCGCAGCAGUGUGAUGGCAGAGUACGGUCUCUAUGGGGCCAUGGUCCGCCACUCCAUCCCCCUGCCGGAGUCCAUUCUCAAAUCAGCCAAGGACGGCAUCAUGGACUCCUGCGCCCCCUGGCUGCUGGGAAUGCACAAAAAGUCUAUGGAUACCCCCGUUCCGACCUCUCCUGGAAUACCAGAAGCUCCCCAUUCCCAACCACCAGCCCGGGAACGAGAGCGGGAGAGAGUGGCUGAGCGAGAGAUUGAGGAAGAGAGGAGGAGGGAGGACAAUAACAGGUCGCCCAUAUCCAAAGAGGAACUGAGAGAGAAUAGUAUCGCAGCCCUGAGGGCAAAAGCCCUGGAACACAGCGCUAAGAUGCUGGGGACACUUUCUGGUGAAGGACCUCCGGGGGUGGUUUCUGGGGACGGACAGGGGAGACAUGGACAUCCAAUGGAGACAGAGAAAACAGAGGACAAACUGCCAGCAGGACAGACAGAUGGACAGGUCAAGCCAGUGGCUGAAGUUGAGCCCAAUCAUUGAGAGACUUGGAACUCGUCCGAGACUGUGCCAGAGUCAGUUGUUGCCCCUCGCUGUAAAAACAUGAUUUACAAGUUCCUAAUGCACAUGGUCCUCAUCUCUUAGUGGUCACAAUACAAAAUGUGAUCGUUAGGAUCAUGUCUACAUUACACAUCACAUUCUCAAUCGUAGUAAUUCCAGCAGAAGUCAACUGCUGCAACCACAGGCCAACCCAGUUCUUUAAUUGUCCACUAUGUUAUAAUCUGGCAGCUAUUUGGCAGCUUGCUAUUCUAAAACUCAAGGAGGGCUAUUUAAUCGGUAUCGCGGAUGUUUAGCGUUACGCUGUUAUUUUUAUUUAAAGGCGGCUUUCCGGCUUUAGUGGAGACUGAAUUCACGGUAAACACUGCACAUGUCAGCUCAAUCGGGAAGUUUCGAUUUUAUUUGCUCAAUCCGUAAAACGUCACUGAUACAAUUUGAAUAUGCCGCUAAUUAUAGGCUACAUGUGUAAAUACUACGUAAUCAGAAUAGACACAGUAUCGCGCUCUGUCUCGUCAAAAGACAAACAGAGAUACUUGCCUUGAUAAAAUGCUGUAAGAAAUGUUCAUGGGGUCCAGUCAAAUUAUUGGAAAAACAAGUGACUCAUCUUGGAGAGGAUUCAUGGGGCCUUUUACACAAAUAACCUCUGAAAAUGUAUAGUAGAUUCAAUCUUACCUUUGAUGUAAAUAUUGAAAUUAUUUUAAAUGAAAUAUAGCUACGUUCAUGUAGUUGGAAAUCAACAAGGUGUGUGUUUUUGUCUGUCUGUGUUUUAAUUGAAUAGUA